CAAGGCUUCAAUAUCAAAUUACAGUUACAAAACUUUAACACAAUAAUCCCCAAGAGAGAGAGAAAAACACACAGAAGCUAAAUCCACACACUAAAAAAAACCCAGAGAGGAGAGAGAGUGUGUGUGGCAUCUAGAGAGAGAGAAUUGAAGAACAUCAAAGGGAAAAAAAUGGCACAAGCACAACCACCUGGCGAAAAGCCCCAAGAGGUCCCAGAUAUGGAGGUGAAAGAAAACCCAAGAAGUCCAUCCUUCACAUUUAAUGCACAGGCACCUGAAUUUGUGCCAAGAUCACAUGCCCAGAUGCCCAUUUCUGGUUAUUUCUAUCCCUGCUUUCACUUUCUUGGUGACAGUACUGCUUCCCCUGAUUGGUUUUACAUUGGGGACCAAGACUUGCCUCCUUACCUGAUCUCCAAUAAUCCCAAUAUCAAUCCGCUUUCCAAUCGGUCCAAGAACGCGCUCCCAGAUGAUCUUCAACAGAAGAUCAUUAAGCAGGUGGAGUACCAGUUCAGUGACAUGAGUCUGCUGGCAAAUGAAUCCUUAGCGAAACACAUAAGUAAAGAUCCCGAAGGAUUUGUUCCAAUAUCUGUUGUUGCCUCCACCAAGAAAAUGAAGUCACUUACUAGUAACAACCAUAUGCUCACGCAAGCACUGCGGUCUUCUUUAAAGCUUGUUGUAAGUGAGGAUGGCAAGAAGGUUAGACGUAAGCGUCCUUUUACUGAAAAGGACAAAGAGGAAUUGCAGUCUCGCACCGUUGUGGCAGAGAAUUUGCCUGAAGAUCACUCUCAUCAAAACCUAGAGAAGAUAUUCAGUGUGGUUGGAAGUGUGAAAACUAUCCGAAUAUGCCAUCCCCACGAAUCCAAUUCUUCCCGCUCCAAAGGCGAUUUCAUUAUCAGCAACAAGCUGCAUGCACUUUUGGAGUAUGAGACAAUGGAAAUAGCAGAGAGAGCGGUUGAUAAGUUGAGCGAUGAAAGGAACUGGAGAAAAGGGCUCCGAGUAAGGAUGCUGAUCAGAUGCUCGCCAAAGUCUGUUUUGAAGAGCAGAAAGUCUGAUUUCGAUGGCAUUUUAGAGGAUGAAGAACCACCGUAUGAUUGCGCAGUAGAAACUUCUCACCCAAUCAACCCUGAAUUGGUCAUUGAUAGUCCUAAUGUUGAAGAAAACUCCGCAUUGUCCAAGAAAGGAUUGGCCUGGGGGCGUGGUAAGGGACGAGGACGCGGGCAGAGCCAGAGCGGCCGUGGCCUGAUUGCCCCGUCUCCGCUAUCAAGCAGCACCAUCCAGUGUGAAGCAUCUGCAAAACUGAAUUCCAAAGGACCAAGAAUGCCGGAUGGGACUCGAGGCUUCACCAUGGGAAGAGGCAAGCCAGUAAGCGCCGUGAAUUCGCCGUAGGAGAGUGAGUGAUUUUGACGUUACUAGAAGAAUAUGCAUAUGGAUCUCUGCCUUCCCUAAUUAAGGAGUCUUGAGAAGAAGGGGGAUUUUGGUUAAGCAGCCAUUAAUAUGUGAAAUGGGUAAUUUGUUUAUUGAUUUUAAUUGAGAUGUAUAUUAUGGUAAACAAAUUUUGGGAUGCCAUUAGCUCUGUGCUGUUAUCUAGACCCCAUAGUGAUCACCUUUUUUGUUUGGAAUGUUGUUUUUCUAUCGAGGUACUUUGCA
Pyrus x bretschneideri (Chinese white pear) is the source of this 1644-nucleotide messenger RNA. Its product is annotated as la-related protein 6C-like. Gene Ontology annotation, cellular component: nucleus. Gene Ontology annotation, biological process: RNA processing. The transcript is spliced from 10 exons. The coding region runs from base 169 to 1383 and encodes 404 amino acids. Lineage: Eukaryota; Viridiplantae; Streptophyta; Magnoliopsida; Rosales; Rosaceae. Gene Ontology annotation, molecular function: mRNA binding. The record is from RefSeq and is a predicted model, not a curated record.